Dendrobium catenatum is the source of this 1155-nucleotide messenger RNA. RefSeq names its product putative 4-coumarate--CoA ligase-like 8. Gene Ontology annotation, cellular component: peroxisome. Gene Ontology annotation, molecular function: CoA-ligase activity. The record is from RefSeq and is a predicted model, not a curated record. Lineage: Eukaryota; Viridiplantae; Streptophyta; Magnoliopsida; Asparagales; Orchidaceae.
CGCCCCAACGACAUCAUCCUCCUAAUCUCACCCAACUCCAUCCUCUUCCCCCCUCUCUCCCUCGCCGUCAUGUCCUCCGGCGCCAUCUUAUCGACCGCAAACCACCUCUUAACCCGCCGCGAACUCAUCUCCCAAGUCCAAGACUCCCGCCCAUCCCUCAUUCUCACAACCCAAUCCCUUUACCCGAAACUCCUCGGCCUAAUUCCCCGCCCCCCCGUCCUAAUCGACCAAUUCCUCCAAACCCUAACUCCCUCCCAAACCCUCACAACCACACCCAACCACGCCGCAGCGCUAAUGUACUCUUCCGGCACCACCGGGCGCAGCAAAGGCGUGAUUUGCACGCACGGCAAUCUAAUCCAUAUGGCCUCCGCGCUGCGGCGGAUUUGGGGGACAAGGAAUGAAUCGGGGAAGAAGGACGUGUACUUGUGCGUGAUUCCUCUGUUUCACAUGUUUGGCUUCUCGGUAUUUGUCUGCGGGGCGGUGGCGGCCGGAGCGACGGUGGUGGUGAUGGAGAGGUAUUCGUUGGAAGGCGUGCUGGAGGCGGUGGAGAAGUGGGGGGUGACGAGAAUGCCGGCGGUGCCGCCGAUGGUGGUGCAGAUGGUGAAGAAGAGGGAAAUGGCGAAGAAGUACGAUUUGCGGUCUUUGAAAGAGUGUUAUGGCUUAACAGAAACUAGUGGACCCAUAACACUUUGUGAUGGAGUGGAAGGUAAUUUACACCAUUCAAUUGGUAGGUUGAUACCAUCCAUUGAAGCCAAAAUCAUUGAUGUUUGCACUGGUGAAUCUCUUCCUCCAAACAAAAAUGGAGAGUUAUGUGUAAGGGGACCUCCAAUGAUGCAAGGCUACUUAAACAACCCAGAAGCUACUUCUCUUGCCAUUGAUGAUCAAGGAUGGCUUCACACUGGUGAUCUGUGCUAUAUUGAUAACAAAGGGCUGGUCUACGUGGUUGAUAGGAUUAAAGAGCUUAUAAAGUAUAAAGCUUAUCAGGUUGCUCCAGUUGAGCUAGAAGAAAUUCUAUCGACCCAUCCUGGAGUUGAAGACGUGGCUGUGACAUCGUUUCCAGAUGAGGAGGCUGGUGAGAUUCCUAUGGCAUGUGUGGUGAGGAAGGCAGGUUUUGAGAUGCAGAAAGAUGAAUUGGUUGCUUUCAUGGAAGACAAG